Molecule: messenger RNA, 1671 nt
Organism: Aspergillus novofumigatus IBT 16806
Lineage: Eukaryota; Fungi; Ascomycota; Eurotiomycetes; Eurotiales; Aspergillaceae
Product: serine hydrolase domain-containing protein
Exons: 2
Coding region: 1-1671 (556 amino acids)
Source: RefSeq, a predicted model, not a curated record
AUGCGAGUGCAUUUGUUCUCUCUUUCUCUUCUUGCAGUAUGCAGCACCGGCGCGGCCAACCUCCUUGGUCCGGUGUAUCCUGCCCCUAGAGACCUCAGCAGCAAGUCAAGCCGAGUCGCAGCUGGAUGGAAAAGUCUGACAGCGAGGUUACACGGCGAGACCUCCUCAGAUUCCUCUUUGCUGAAGAACCUCACCUUUUCCGUUGGUCUGUUUUCCACCCAUGACCCAGCAGCGGAGUCGUUGCAGUUUCACUACACCUCCUCCGAGAUCCAGAAUGCCCCAAAUGGCACCAAAAAGGUCGACGGAGACAGUAUCUACCGCGUGGCUAGUCUCUCGAAGCUUUUCACCGUUUUUGCUGCGAUGCGUGAGCUCGACAGUGAGCAAUGGGAACGGCCUCUCGCCCUUGCCGCGCAAAUCAGCGGCGUUGCGCGCGAUGUACUGCCAUGGGACGGCGGUGAUCUACUCCUGCAGUACGCAAUUGCGAUACUGGCCGGCUUGAACCCCGUGCCUGCAGCCAUCGAUCCAGCAACCUACGGACUCCCCCCUGUCGACCUGAACGACGCCCUGUCACUGUCACCGUGUCUGCCGAACGUGAGCGAGCCGUGUACUGCGCCUCUGUAUACCGCUGGCGGAGCCAACGACGCACCUGUGUAUCUCCCUUGGACGAGCCCGGCGUACUCAAACAACGGGUUCAUCCUUCUCGGCCUGGCUCUCGCCAACUUGACCGGGAAGUCUCUCGAUGAGAUAUACAAGCAAAGUAUCUUCGAUCCGCUGGAUAUGCAUUCGUCCUACUCUGUCGUCCCGGGAGCGUCGGAGUUUUCUCGGUCUGUGAUCGCAGGCGACUUCGCCUCGGGCUUUGGCUACGACGGUGGCAUUUCCAAGUCGUCAGGAGGGAUCUACUCGACCACCAACGACCUAGCAAAAUUCGGGACGGCGAUCCUGAACUCCACGCUCUUACCACCCGUCGUCACACGCAGGUGGAUGAAGCCCAUCUCGCACACGGCGGACCUGCAGUAUUCCGUCGGUCGACCGUGGGAGAUAUACCGGUACAAGCAUGCCCAGUCCGGCGUGGUCACGGAUCUAUACACCAAGCUCGGGGAUGCAGGGAACUACGGCAGUUUUCUGGUCUUGGUUCCUGAUUUGGAAGCUGGGUUUAGUAUCAUCGGGGCCAGCGCGUUGGCAACGCGAUCGGACGCGACGAGUCUCCUGGCGGAUCUUGUAACGGAGGCGGUCCUCCCUGCGCUGAUGGAGCAGGCUGCGUCUGAAGCAAAGAAGAAUUUUGCGGGGAGGUUCACGACCGAUCGAUUGAAUUCCUCUCUCGCACUGGAUGUUAGUUCUUCGGGCAAUCCAGGCUUGUCGGUUACCUCGUGGGUCAGCAACGGGACGGAUCUCAUGCCCCUGCUGGGUAAAUUACUCGGGAACGAGAACUCCAGGCUCGUGCCGACGAUUAUGUCGAGGAAUGCCGGACAGGUGGCCUUUAGGGCAUAUACAGCUACACAGCAAAAGUCGGGAGGACUAUUCCAGAGAAACUUUGACGUGAAUGACUGGAUUGUCGUCGGCAGCGGGGGAUACGCUACUAAAUCACUGGCGGAAUUUGUGUUUGAAGUGGAUGCGCAGGGGAAGGCGAGCAAGGUGGAAUUACCAGCUUGGAAUGUGACUCUUCAUAGAUAG